Messenger RNA from Orbicella faveolata, 1433 nucleotides. RefSeq lists its product as uncharacterized. NCBI's taxonomy places the organism in Eukaryota, Metazoa, Cnidaria, Anthozoa, Scleractinia, Merulinidae. Gene Ontology annotation, molecular function: calcium ion binding. The record is from RefSeq and is a predicted model, not a curated record.
AACAACGUUGGAAAUGAAAAAAAUGAUGCCAAAUUUAGCUCUCCCAUUGCGAGAUCCUGAAAAACUGUUAGCGCACUGUUGAAGCCAAAUUGAUUGCCUACCAUAUAUCCAGCUUGACCACUGAGUUUCUUGUUAAGAACCUGUAGGGAGCGAGGCAAAUUAAACCCUAAAAAGUAGGAGCCUUGUUCGAUUUGUUUACAUGAGUUUAUGUCUUUGAUCUUUAUAGCCCUAUAAAAAUUCAAUAAAUUUGUUUCGGCUUUUUCCCUCUGUGGGAUUUCUUUAUCAUAAGGGUUGAUAUGUUCCAAAGCGUCUCUCGCUGUUUCUUCUUUAAACACACCUCGUCGCUAUUGAAAACAACCCUCCCUUCGUAACAGGAAAAAGAGAUUUUUGUUUCUUAAACCACCACGGAAAAAAGUAUAUUGUGUACAUAUUUCAAUAUAGGUACCUCUGAAGAAUGAUAUCCACGUGUCGUUUCCGCAUUGCAGUCCAACUUGUUCUGUACCAGGUGAUCCACGAAAUAUCCGCACAACAAUGCAAUGGCGAAUAUUCCAUCCACGGCAUGAUGCUUAAGCAGCACAUUUAUAAGACGAUGAAGACUUCAAUCUCACUUGACUGUCUUCAGGCUUGUAAUGAUGAUGUCAAAUGUCAAAGCUUCAAUUACGUCAUUUCCAAAGACGUGUGUGAGUUGAAUAACCGCACCAAGGAAGCUAGACCUGAGGAUUAUGUCCCUGACUCAGACAGAUUCUACUACGGACGAGUUAGAAAAAGAGUCCCUCUUGCCUCCAUUCCUGAGCUUCCCGCUGAAUCAUGCAGAGAGAUCAAGGCGAGUGAAGGAAGACAAGCAGUCAGCGGCAAUUAUUGGUUUGAUUCUAUUAUACCUGGGAAUGUGAUUCUCGCUCACUGCGACAUGGAAACAGAAGGUGAUACCCCUUAUUUGAUUCAGUUUCUUUUUCAAUGUGUUAAGUAAUUUUUUUCGCAGCAAUAUGAAAUUAUGGAACGGAAUGAUGUUCUUGUUUUUGUUUCAAUUUUUGUUGUUCUUGUUUUUGUUGAUGUAAGUGGCAAAUACUGAUUGAUUCUCGAUUCUACCUGGGAGAGUGAUUCAUGCUCACUGCGGCAUGAUGAAACAAGUUAAAGGAGAUAAAUUCACUAUUACUUAAUGAAGAAAGUUUUAGUGUACUUUAUUUCAUCACUAGCUAGUUUUUUUUUUUUCGUCCAAACACCCCGUCCAUUGCAGAUCAAUUACUCUGAUCACCUCAGUCUUAUAAUUUGGCCCCGGGCCUGCGGGUUCGUCAAAUAAUUGUUCUGCCCGCCCCUGAUAAAGCACGAUAUUUUGCUCAACCUCGUCCAAUAAUUUUUAAUUGUUUGAUGUGUAGCUUUUGGACUAAAAUGUCCAUAUUUUAGUCAUCACAGAUAUCGACGAAUGUGUCACCGAC